AUGAACAUCUCGUGUCAUAUGAACACCUUGUAUCAUAUGAACACCUCGUGUCAUAUGAACACCUCGUGUCAUGUGAACACCUCGUGUCAUAAAACGUUUUCUCGUAUUAAUACUUCUUAUACUUUCUCUUUUACUCUUUCUCUCUUUCUGUUUAGUUUUUUUCCUUCGCUCUCACUUUCAUUUCCUCCUUUUUUCUAUCUCUUCCACUCUAGUAUAUUUUUCCUCUUUCUUAUACAUCUUCUCUCAUUAGUUAUUUAUCAUUCUUUUUAUCUCUUUAUCCCUGUUCGAUUUCUUUUUCUUUAUUUCAUUCUUUAUAUUUUUACUUAUUUUUCUUUAUAUUUUUCUAUUUAUAUAUAUUUUCUCUUUUUUCUUUCUUUCUUUAUCUUUCUUUGCUUUCUCUCCCUCUCUCUCUCUCUCUCUCUCACUCACCCACUCACUCACUCAUUCACUGUCUUUUUUCUGUUUGUUCCGCUUUUUUCUCUAUUGUUCUCUCUCAAACAAAUGUUUCCCUUUCCCUCAUUCUUUCACUUUUUCCCACUAUUUUUUCUCGUUUUUCCUCUUUCCUUUAUAUUUUAUUUUCUCGUUCUCUAUUCCUCUCUCUGUCCUUUUUCUUUCAUUUUCUUUCUCUCUUGCUUCAUCUUUCUAUCAUCGCUAUCCAUUUCCUGUGUUGUCAUUUUUUUCGUUUUUUUUUUCCUAUCUUUCUCUACCAUUUUUUCUCUCUUUGCUCGUUCUUUUACCCCUCACAGCAUUUCGCUGUUGAAGUCUUUUAAAGUUUUGAUUAUAAUCGCUUCUCCUUCAAAGCAUUAA
Acanthosepion pharaonis is the source of this 807-nucleotide messenger RNA. Lineage: Eukaryota; Metazoa; Mollusca; Cephalopoda; Sepiida; Sepiidae. The record is from the annotation of a GenBank genome assembly.